Molecule: messenger RNA, 2103 nt
Organism: Hibiscus syriacus
Lineage: Eukaryota; Viridiplantae; Streptophyta; Magnoliopsida; Malvales; Malvaceae
Exons: 7
Coding region: 1-2103 (700 amino acids)
Source: RefSeq, a predicted model, not a curated record
AUGCAACUUGCUAAUCUUUCCCAAGCUGGUUGUCACUUAGAUGAUGAGAAGAUUCUCUUUAAUGGGCUUCAGGAGCUUGAAGUGGAUGAAGCCUCUUUUUAUAAGCAAAAAGCUAAAGUCCAUUGGUUGAAAGAGGGAGACAGAAAUACAAAAUUUUUUCACUCUACUGUAGUGAGGAAAAGAAAGAGUAACAUUGUUAGAUUGCUCUACGCUGAAGAUGGUUCUCGGUUGGACUCAUUUGAUGCUAUGUCUGUUGAGAUGUUGAGAUUUUACACUGAACUGCUUGGUUUUGAGGAUGUUGGUGUUCAAAGCUACGGUGUUGAUCUCCUAAAGAGUCUGUUGGGAUAUGAGCUUCCUUGUGAUGCUGCUGCUUUAUUGGUCAAGGAGGUCUCUAAUAAAGAAAUUAAAGCUUCUCUGUUCAGGCAAGCAAUUGCCUUGGUGCCUAAGACUCUAAAUGAUGGUAUAGCUAAAGACUUUCGUCCUAUAUCCUGUUGCUUGGUUGUUUAUAAAACUAUCACUGGAAUCAUUGUUGCUCGGUUAGCUUGCUACUUCCCUGGUAUGAUUUUGCCAAACCAGUCAGCUUUUAUUAAAGGGCGUAGUAUUGUUGAUAAUACGCUCUUGGCUCAAGAGAUUGUUAGGGGCUACUCCCGCAGUUCCCUUUCCCCAAGGUGCACUCUAAAAAUUGAUUUAAGGAAGGAAUUUGAUUCUGUGUCUUGGGACUUCUUGAUGAAUGUUCUUGCUUCCUUAGGGCUCCCAGGAAGGUUUAGAGAUUGGAUCACUGCAUGUGUCACUGGUGCUAGAUAUUCUGUAGCAUUUAAUGGUAGUUUAGUGGGUUUCUUUAAAGGGAAGAGGGGAAUUAGGCAGGGUGAUCCUCUGUCCCCUUAUCUCUUUGUUCUUAUUAUGAAUGUGUUGUCCCAUUUGUUAAACGUUGCUGCCAAGGAAGGGUUAACUCGGUUUCAUCCUAAAUGUAAGCGUGUUCCUCUCACUCAUCUCAGCUUUGCUGACGAUUUAUUAAUUUUUUGCCAUGUUGCUGAGGAUUCUAUUUUGGGUGUUGUUGGUGUUCUGGAGGUCUUUUAUAAGAUGUCUGGGCUACAGUUAAAUGCUGGGAAAUCUGAGCUGUUUUCUUGUGAUGUGCAUGAGGAUGUUUUAAGAAGAGUGCAGGUUACUACUGGUUUUAAAUUGGGUACACUUCCUGUUAGGUACCUUGGUGUGGCAUUAGUUACCAGAAAGCUUACUGCUAAGGACUGUCUUCCUUUGGUUGAUAAGAUCAGAAGUAAGCUGGCUUUGUGGUCUAAGCUGAAGCUAAGUUAUGGUGGCAGACUGCAAAUGAUUUUGCCUAGUAAAGUCAUUAGGCAGGUUGAGCAACUCUGUAUGCGGUUCUUCUGGAAGGGGGAUGAUGUUCCUGCCAAGGGGGCUAGAAAAUAUCCUUGCAAAUACUGGGUGGACUGGGUUAAUGAAUAUGCCCUGAAGGGGGCCACUUUCUGGGAGGCUGGUUACAAACCUCAACUCAGCUGGACCUUGAGGAAGUUGCUUAAGCUACAAAUAGAGGCUGCUGGUUUGUUUGGCAAUGUAGUUGACUGGAAUUUGGUUAAAAACUAUUGGGUGUGGGAGAAGUUGAGAGACAAGAAGGAGAAGGUUAGUUGGGAACACUUGAUAUGGUUCCCUCUCCAUAUCCCUAGAAUGUCUAUUGUAGCUUGGAUGGUUUUUUUGAACCGUCUGCCUACUAAGGAUAGGCUUAUUCAUAUGGGGAUUGAGCUAGAUGGGCGUUGUGAGCUCUGUAGUGACGGGGUUGAGAGAAGGGAUCAUUUGUUUAAUGAUUGCACCUUUGUUGUUGGACUCUGGAGUAAAAUUCUGCAGACUUGCAGAAUUCACUAUAGGGGGUUGUGCUGGAAUGAUACUUUGUCCUGGGCUGCUACCAACUUUAAGGGAAAAUCCUUGCUAGAAGAACGCAAUCUCAGGCACUUUAGAGGCUGUUCUCGGGUGCUUGAUGAGGUCUUUGAUGCUAUAAAACGGACAGCACGCAAUUGUGGGGAGUGUUGUUUAUUUGCUGUUGGUGGGCUGUUUCCUACUGUUGUAUCUGUUAUUUGCUCUUUCUUUGGGUAA